Molecule: messenger RNA, 6636 nt
Organism: Phyllostomus hastatus (greater spear-nosed bat)
Lineage: Eukaryota; Metazoa; Chordata; Mammalia; Chiroptera; Phyllostomidae
Gene: WIPF2
Product: WAS/WASL interacting protein family member 2
Exons: 10
Coding region: 506-1831 (441 amino acids)
Molecular function (GO): actin binding
Source: RefSeq, a predicted model, not a curated record
UCCAUUUUGUUCGCGGACGCUGGGGACGGUGGGAGCAGAUCCAUUUCCGGGUUGGCAAAAGGGGCGGCGGCGGCGAGAAAGGGAGCUCGCCGGGCGGGGGUCGAGCAGGACGGGACAAAGCUGGAGCGGAGGUGGCGGAGGAUUUGCUCCUGGAGCCGCUGCGGCCAGGGGAUAAUUAGUUGAAGAUAACAGUGUCUCCGAUAGGUCUUGGGAUGGAUUAUGAAGAUCAUUUCUUGCACUCUAUGACAUUGGUUCUUAUAACAUUGGAGACCCCAAGACAGAUCUUCUCGUUGGUGGCCCUGGAUUCGGCUUUCUCCUGCCAUCAUUAGUCCAGCGUAUCUGUUCCUGAUAUGCAGAGCGAGAGGAAGGGAGAGAGAAACAUCAAUUGUUUGCCUCUCCUACACAUCCCAACCACGGAUCAAAACACAAAACAUAGGUAUAUGAGUGACCUCAAGCUGCAAACUAAAACAGAGAGAGAGCAGUGCCAACUGCGAGCAGGGCAAGGAUGCCAAUUCCUCCUCCCCCUCCGCCCCCUCCUGGUCCUCCUCCGCCUCCCACUUUCAAUCAGGCAAAUACCGAGCAGCCCAAGCUGAGCAGAGAUGAACAGCGGGGGCGAGGUGCCCUCCUGCAGGACAUCUGCAAAGGGACCAAGCUGAAGAAGGUGACCAACGUUAACGAUCGGAGCGCUCCCAUCCUCGAGAAACCCAAAGGGAGCGGUGGUGGAUGCGGCUCUGGAGCAGGCGCCCUGCAGCCCAAGGGAGGUCUCUUCCAGGGAGGAGUGCCGAAGCUCCGGCCUGUGGGAGCCAAGGACGUUCCAGAGAACCUAGCUUCUUGUAAGCCAGCGCUGCAAGUCCCCAGUUCUCGAGCUGCUGCCCCAAGGCCUCCAGUGUCUACAUCCAGUGGGCGCCCUCAAGAUGAUACAGAUGGCAGCCGAGCCUCACUCCCGGAACUGCCCCGGAUGCAGAGACCUUCAUUACCGGACCUCUCUCGGCCUCAUACCACCAGCAGUACGGGCAUGAAGCACAGCUCCUCUGCCCCUCCUCCGCCACCACCAGGGCGGCGUGCCAACGCACCCCCUACGUCUCUGCCCAUGCACAGCAACAAAGCCCCAGCCUACAACAGAGAGAAACCUUUGCCGCCCACACCUGGACAAAGGCUACACCCUGGUCGAGAGGGACCUCCUGCUCCACCGCCCGUUAAACCACCUCCUUCUCCUGUGACUAUGAGAAUGGGACCAAGCGGCCAGUCUCUGGCUCCUCCUCCCCCACCUUACCGCCAGCCUCCAGGGGUCCCUAAUGGACCCUCCAGUCCCACUAAUGAGUCAGCUCCUGAGCUGCCACAGAGACACAAUUCUUUGCAUAGGAAGACACCAGGACCUGCCAGAGGCCUAGCGCCUCCUCCACCCACUUCAGCCUCCCCUUCUUUACAGAGUAAUAGGCCGCCUCCCCCAGCCCGAGACCCUCCCAGUCGGGGAGCAGCCCCUCCACCCCCACCACCCGUGAUCCGAAAUGGUGCCAGGGAUGCUCCCCCGCCCCCACCGCCACCAUACCGACACGGGUCAGAACCUCUGAGCCGAGGAAAGCCCCCACCUCCGCCCUCAAGGACGCCAGCUGGGCCACCACCUCCUCCUCCUCCACCUUUGAGGAAUGGCCACAGAGAUUCCAUUACCACUGUCCGAUCUUUUUUGGAUGAUUUUGAGUCAAAGUAUUCUUUCCAUCCAGUAGAAGACUUUCCUGCUCCAGAAGAGUAUAAACACUUUCAGAGAGUAUAUCCCAGCAAAACAAACCGAGCUGCCCGUGGAGCCCCACCUCUGCCACCCAUUCUCAGGUGAAGCCUGGCUGGGUCCUGUUCCUCAGGAAAAGGAUGGACCCUCCUCUCCUCUUCUCAGAUGGUCCCUUCCAUUCCCCGGAAACCUGCAUGAGAACUCCUGACGUGUUUCUCCAGUGCAACCAACCUCUAGACUCCGAGCGUCCUCCCAGCUCACCUCCAUCUGUGCGUCUUGUCUUCUGGCCUCGGUGAUUGGACUCUCCGUAUUGACAGUAGGGUCUUGAACCCUGCAUCCAUCCCUCCUCGAGCAGUCCCUGCCAGCCAGAUGAGGAAGAAGCUUCCGUGUCGCCUGCUUUCCUCAUGGGGAAAGGUGCCUUGUUGUGAUGAACUAACUCAUUACUGGGGCAGGGUGGAGCAGAGUGCUCCUGUCUCCUCCUGCCCACUUUGGGGGAAGCUUGGCGGGCAUAUUUCACCAUUUCGGAGGCUGACAUGGCCGGGACUUGGGGAGGGGGAGGCAUUUUUUUUAGUGAAACAAGAAAGGAGUUUGCAGAGAAGUGAUCUGUUUUAAAGGUCAGGUUUGGAGAAAGGGCAGGAGAAUGGGUCUGCUUUAUUUCUAGGGGUAUUUUGGUUUUGCUCUUACCCCACCCCAUACCCUCACUCCAGGGAUAAGUUGGAUAUAAACACUAAAUACUAAUCUAUUGAACUAAACAUCUAAUAAAAAGAGAGGGUAGAAUAAACUGGGAGCCCUUUAGUGCUAGCCAGUUCCUCUGCAGCAAAGGGACCAGGAGCCACGUGAUCCCCUGGGACUCCCCGCCCGGUGUCCUCAGGUUUCCUCAGGGUGCUGGGGCUGAGGGGCGUGUUUCCUCCCCCACCACUCAGACCCUGAGGAGGAACGUCACUUUUGUUCAUUCCAGAUAGGAGAUAGGGCCAGGGUCUUGGUCUUAACCUUGACCUUGAGUCCACAUCAGUCUUACCUGAUUGGCCCAAAAGACUCUGGCCCUUUCAGUCCUGUCCAGAAACUUCAGCCUUUGUUGGGUGCUCCAUGACAACGACGAGGAAGGGAAGGGUGCAGCUUGUGGUGGAGUUCGCAGCCCGCCGGCUGAACGGGCUCUUCCUAUUCUGUUCACCGCCCUUGCCUUUCCAGGACUGCAGGGGUUAAUGGCAGAGCAGAGAAGGGUGAGGAGGUUUAUGGGUGUAGCAGAGAUUCCUCUGUGCCAAGAAGCACAAAGGCUUCGGUGAGGCAAGGCGGUGAGGCGUGUCUCAGCCCAGCUGAUCUGUGGCAGCCAGCGACAGGUUGUUUGUUCGUCUUCCAGGCCCUCGUCAAAGGACAGAGAGAAAAUGGAGGUUCCCAGCCCAGACAGGAACUGAGCUUGGCUGGUAGCACAGAGGUUCCCCUUCCCAGACAGCUGAGCAGGGCUGCUGGGCCGCACGCACAGGCCGUGUGGGUGGCCACAGCUCAGGCCACGUGCAGAGGCUACUCAAAGCUUGGAGGAAGAGCAGGGAGGCCAUGGCGGUUCCUCGAAGUGGUUGGGAAAAGUCAGUUUAAAAAUUUCACCAGAUACAUCACAGGCUUGAACUACCAUAGGGACCUUUCCAGUUUAUUGGAUCACAGAGGAAGGGUCUUGCAUGGUGCUGGGUAAAACCCAAGUCUCCCCAUUGCUAGAAGAGAGGGGGCCCAACCUGGGUUAUUUGUAUGGGGACCGCUAUCCUCUGUCAUCCCCUGGACCACACUGACUCUGGACAAAGUGGACUCCUGGGUCUGUCAUCAAACUUUUUCUAAUCGUUAUCAUUCUUAUUUCCAAAACUGUUAGUAGUUACCUCCCAGCGGUAUCCGUGGCACCCCAAAGGGGACGGAGCUGAGAGAGGGCGCGCCAGCGCAGGGGAAGGGGCAGAGGACGAGAGUGGGCACUGCGGCGGAGUUCCAGGGCAGAUGCUGGCCCAUCACGGAACUUGGACUGUGAAGUCUUCCCAUUUAUUUUCAAAAUGGGACUUGAUGCCUUUUGUACGAUGUUGUCAAAGUGUAUUUUUCCCCUUUCCUCAAACAUACAGCAUCAAAAUAAGUGUCACAAGUAAAAGCCAAACCCCCAGCUUUUCACUGGGGCCGCUAUCUUCCUCCCCCGUGACCUGCCGCCCCUCAUCUUCCCCAGCGUUCAGACUGUGUCACGUGGGCAUCCAGGUAUUUUUAUUUUCUUGGCCUCGUGAAAAGAGGCCUGGGUUAGAUCUAGUCAGAUGCAUUUUCUUCAGCGCAUGUUGGUGACACAGUACUUAUUUAAAUAUCUUUGCCUUAUACGUUAUUUGGUCCCUCUGUUAAGAACAGAUUUAUUAUCAUGUAUAUUUACUAUCGAAGAAUGGGAAUGUGAUCUUCAUAAUUAUUGAUCUAUUUUGUAUGUUGUAAAAAGCUUGUAAUAUAGAUUUAAGGUGGGCUGGCUGCAAGAGCACUGGAACUUCUCACCUUUGAAACUGCUCUUUUUAUCUGCUUAUGGGAAUGUCGUCUCUUCGGCGGAAGAUUGGGUGGUCUCAUGUUGAGGCUGUUGCCCAGUCCCAUUAAUCCCCUUACCCUCUCCCAGAAGGAGGAGGCAUUGCCCAGCUAAGCAUCAGGAAGCUGCGUUAAAAGCCCUUGUGUGGGUUUGGUUCUAUGAGGUUUUUCUCUAGUGGGGAAAAGUUAAUACUGUAGUUGUUUCUUACCGCCCUUUCUGGGGAGCAGGGCAGUGGCCUCCAGGUUUUUAAGCCAGCUGGGUGCCCCUCUUGGACCCUUCUUUGGUCGCCAACCCUGGAUCAAAGCACUUGGAUGCUCCAGCUGUGGUUUUCUCUGUCGUGGGGGUCUCCUCUCACAGUGGAGCCCCAUCGUUUUCACUCCCGGGCCCACAAGAGAGCGCCUAUGGCUGCCCUGCCUAGUGGAUGUGAAGCUAGCUGCUGGCUCCAGAAAUUCAUCGCAGCCCUCCCAGCUGGCAAAGGCAAGGAGACUAGCCACUGGCCAUGGCGCUGGGGGCACCCCCUCACACCACAGCUUCCCCACUUGAAACCCAGAUUUACCUCCAGGGAGAGGUGAGAAAAAAUUGUAAAUAGACUUGCUACAGAGCAACUCAGGUUGGGGUGUGUUUUAAUUCUCCUGAUCACUUGAAAUAAUCUGUAGGCUGAGUGCUUAGGGGAGGGGGAGAAGCGUGACUCCAGGGUCCUCUGCGAAGCUCGGGGGUGGAGCACAGGGCACCCGAGGCCCUCUCGUGGCACUGCACGGAGCUGUCUGUCCUUCUGCCAGCCCAACCUGCAAGCAGCUGCAAAUCAGACUCUUCACGUUUCGGUUGUUUCCUUCCCUGUUAGUCUCGGUCCCUGGCCGUGUAGCCUGGGUAGCUUUCUGGAAGCCACCCUGCCUCGGGGCCUGGAGGACGUUACAACUCUCCCUUCAAGACUCAUCCAAAUGAAACAAAAUCACAGCCACCCUCAAAACAUACAGGCAAAUAAAAAAAGGAUAACUGUUUAACUGCAGGAAAGGUUUGGUUCCAUUCAACUCCACGUUCAUUGUGCCUUUACUUGUGUUAGAUUGCUGUGCUUUCUUCCUCUCUCCCUCCGAAGCAAUUAAAAUCUUCCUUGAUAAUGGCUGUUUUCUUCUUUCUACUCUUGGUUCCAUCAUCUUAGUGGGUUCCCUGAUGGUCUUAAAUCUCACUCCACUGGUGGCAGAGGGCCAGGGGCAAGCCUGCUGGUCUCACAUCUGUCUCGUAUCGUUUCCCGAGAAAACCAGCAUGGAAGUCGUAGUCAACACUGAAUAAAAAACCUAGAGAUGACCUGUGAAGAGUGUGAAUGGGUGUGAGUGUGUGUGUGUGUGUGUGUCCAUCUUUGCAUGUGGAUCAGUUUCUUUAAAGAAAAAUAAUUUAAUUGUAUGACUUCUUUUGGAGUUAUAUUCCGAUUACAAUGCUCCCUCUCCCAGCUAGCAUUGAUUUUUUUUCCCGGUCCCCUCUAAAAUAUAUAAUCUGGUUUCAGGUUGGAUUAUUUGGUAUACUUGUUUCUUCUGGAUGCUGUGCAGUUUAAUUAAACCAUGCUUAAAAACAAAAACAGAAAGUCCAAAAUUGUGUACUCUUGUCUGGAAUACCGCCUCAUGUAGUGACACAGAGCGGGGAGUAAAUCUGUUGCCUCCGAUUCCAGAUUGCGUGGUGGUUUGAACCCCGGUCCUCUGAGGAAGUCGAUGCAUUGACUUGGGCAGAAGCAUCUGCAGCUUCUUAAGGGUUUUCUCUCCUCCCCUCCGGCUGUAUUUUGAAAAUCGCAGUUCUAGGUAGCCAUGCUGACUGGGUGACUCUGACAGACUCGGGCAUUAUUUAUAUUUGCCACCUAACCCCCCUUUGCUUGUGACUUCAGGAAACCCAGGCCACCCUCUGGCCUUGCGUCCUUUUUUUAUGUCCCUUACGAUGCUUUCUGCCUGCGCUGCACAGCAGAGCCUCACGCUGAGGUGCGGGAGGACAGGUGGGGCAGAGCGCACAGACUCCGUGUGGCUAUUUUUAUGUGGGUGUUUGCUGUUUUUCUUCACUGCUUUUUAAGUUGAAGUCUUACUGGCUUGAACUUUGACGUUGGGUGUGAAAAAUUAAGCCAGACAUCCUCUGCUUACUAUGGUCAGCUGACUAAUCACCACAAAGACUUAAUGAGCUUAACUUGCACUUUCCUCACUAGCAAAGGUCUUGAAAUUGUUUCCCAUACCGAUUCAUAGUGGGUGUGUGUGUGACUCAUUCACAUAAUUUAGAUAUCAAAACCUAUGAGGGCCAGGGAGGGAGGACGGAAAAGGGGCUCUUUUUCAUCCAUACUUGCCAAAUUGGCUGAAUUCCUGAUUAUUUGACCCAUCGUUGUUAUUAAUGUGAUUAAUAAACUACCUAUUUAUUGAUUUAA